UGUGUUCCUGUUCCCCCGGUAGUCCAGGACGUGUUUUACUUCUCACAUCCGGCUCUGUGACAAAAGCUCCCCGUGAGGUGGUGGUAGUGGUCCCCGAAACAUGCGUCUUGUCCCCCGGGUGAACGUGCAGAGUAUGCCCGAGGAUGGGACUCCCCCUGCGGCCUGAAGCAGAGACGUCCCCCUGCAGGUCCGCGGGUCACCGGGAGCCGUAGACACAACCGAGCACACCGAGUUUAUUUAUUCACGAGAAGAUGGCGGAGUUUUCUCCCGUGCUGCCGAUGCGGGAUGGAGGAGGACGUUUCGGCCAGCCCAUCUUCCCUCGGUCCAGGUCCGGGUCCGAGUCCGAGAGCGAGCUGUCCCAGAGCCUGGCCCGGACCAAGAUCCGCUCGUACGGGAGCACGGCGAGCGUCACGGCCUCUCUGGGGGAGAAAUACGUCGAGCACCGGGUGACGGACAGCGACACCCUGCAGGGGAUCGCCCUCAGAUACGGUGUGACGAUGGAGCAAAUCAAGAGAGCCAACAAGCUGUUCAGCAACGACUGCAUCUUCCUGAAGAACAGCCUCAACAUCCCCGUGCUGUCGGAGAAGCGCUACAUAUUUAACGGACUGUCUCUGGAGUCCCCCGACGGGGACGGUGAAGCAGCGUGCCAGGAGGCAGACACAUCCUGUGUGGUGUUGCAGGACAUCGAGGGGCCCUCGCCGCCCUCUUCCCCGCCCCCUGAGAACCCCAAACCCCCCCAGCCGGAGGAGCUGUCAGCCAAAGACUUCUUACACAGACUGGACUUGCAAAUCAAACAAUCCAAGCAGGCAGCGCGCAGGCUGAAAGAAGAGGAAGUAAGGAACGAUAAGGAGGACUACACGGCCCCCUCAACGUCAUAUCAGGAUAUAUAGAGGACUCGUCCUUUUUCUGCAGACACAAACUCAAACAUACAAACCACCAAAACAACUUCGCUUUUUUUUUUGUGUUCCUUUUCUCUUUACCAUUUUGCUUUUUCCAAACCACGUUAAACAAAAGUGUCCUGUUUGCCUUUUACUUAUCGAUAUGCAACUAUAGCGAUGUAUAUGAUGGUUCUUGUUUAGUACAGUUUUACAGUGCGGAGGAGCAUCUGAUAUAAAUAUCGUCCGAGCACACGUACCCAUCCACUCAUCGUGCUUCUGAAGCUACUGUACAGCACCCACCUGCUGCAUAUGUUCACAAUUACACAUACAAACACACACACACACACACACACACACACACACACACACACAC
This is a messenger RNA of Anoplopoma fimbria (sablefish), 1251 nucleotides long. It is a transcript of the gene lysmd2, whose product is annotated as LysM, putative peptidoglycan-binding, domain containing 2. Bases 252 to 890 code for a protein of 212 amino acids. The transcript is spliced from 3 exons. NCBI's taxonomy places the organism in Eukaryota, Metazoa, Chordata, Actinopteri, Perciformes, Anoplopomatidae. The record is from RefSeq and is a predicted model, not a curated record.